GGGUGAAAGUGGAAGGGUACAGAACUGGAAGGAAGGAGAAACUGGCAGGGUGGAACUGGAAGUGGAACUUGAAGAAGAAGUCUGGAAGGGGCAUGGUCAUUGUUCCCACGAAGAGGUAGCUGGUACUAAGGUCGCUUCUUCAGCCGGAUCUUAGGAAAGACCCUCAACUUAGGUGCUCGAUAAUCUUCAAAGAGCUGCGGCAGUUUCACAGCCAUAUGAUAGACGUUGAGUUCAAUGUGGGAUCUGCUUGUUUUCGCAGAAAGCAGUGAGCUAGCUGAACAUCAGCGGUGCCUUGUCUUGUCCGGGUGCCGGUACUUCAGGGAUCAGAAGAACCCCAUCUACAAGCCGACAGCAACGACUUAACACCAGAUGCGGGAAUGAGCAGCGCCUCCCUCCAACAAGAUGUUAUCGUCGCUGCGGAAGAAGCACCCAUCCUCGUUCUUCUCCCUGCGGUGCUUCUCGCUGUUCCGCAUCGUGAUCGGGAUCCUGCUGUCAGCUCACAUCCUCCUCCAUCUGCGUCACUCGCACGUCUUAUCUCUAGAAGGCCAGACGGACGCAUUAGGUGACGAUGACUUUGACAGAGGUGCCACAAGCUCACCGUCCCGCUUCGGGCAAGCCGCUAAGCUCGUGGGAUCUUUUCUGCCGAAGACCAGAGCUGGGAACGCCGUUCCGAAAAGCGCGCAAUCUAGACGCGCACUUUUUGGGGAUUUUGUGAAUGGCCUUACCGGGGGGAAGCAUGCGGGGGUGUCUGAGGGGGGGGUUGGCAAGGGGCGCCAAGCGGGGGGCAAACAGGGUGAGCUGACUUUGUCCCCCCUUGACAAGGAAAACGAAAAAGCUGGUUCGCUGCCUGACUCCCAGGGGGGUGGUACUGGUAGCUCAAAUGACCCCCAGGAAGAGGCGAAAACGGGGGCAGGGGUUGAAGGGGGCGAGGAGGAGACGUCAAGGGAUCCCCCUGGAGAGGGAGCUUCACAGGAGGGGGAGUCGGAAGAGGAGCAAACAGACCUCCCAAGGGAGGACCCGCUAAUGGGUGUGCUGUCACCGGAGGAUAAUGAAGAGCUCCAGCAGAUCGAGGGGUUGCUGGAGUAUGAGAUCUACGUCGCAGAUAGGGCGGCAGCAGGCGACUUUGAUGAGGGAGAACUAGACCGGGAAGAGGAGCCGUCCGGACCGGUAUCGACAGAGAAGCAUUGCUUUGGGGGGGGCUGCGCGAGCAGUGGAAAAUCUGAGGGGGCUGCGACGGAGAGCGCGAGUGCGGCAACGCAGGGGAGCGAUGCUGAUUCAGAGGAUGAGCAGGCGUCAGAGAAGCAUGGAAAGGACGGAGAAGGGUUCGAGCCUGUUGACGAGCGGCAGUCUACGGACGGACGGGCUUUAGAGGUGCAAGAAAAGGACGGGGCAGAGGUUGCGUCUUUGGAGAAGGCCGGGAAAGAAGAGCGUGAGUUGGAAGAGUCUGAUACCGAUGCAGCGUCGGGGGAGGCCGAUGAACCCGACUCAGAGGUUUCUGAGAGUGGGGAUGUUCAGACGGGGAGUGACAAGAAGAACGCCGAAGAAACUCUCAAAGAAGCUCCUGUUGUUGCGAAACCCGAAACCGACAAGUUGAGUAAGAGCCGAGGGGCCUUCGAGGGCCCCCUCUCGUCGGAUGACGUCAGAGACCCAAAGCGGCGGCGCGCGCUGCUGCAAAAGAAGAUCGACGAGCAGCUCAAGCCGUACAAAAAGGGGGGGUUCACGUUUGCUGACGUGGCAGCGCAGAAGGAGAAGAACCGGAUGAGCACGCACUUCAUCAUUGAGCCGGGGAAUAUUACUCUGCUCAAGGAUCCGGCCGAGUUGAGCGACAACUGGAGCUACUGGUUUAGGGCCGAUCAGGUUCGGCAGAUCUUCCAAAAGCUAAGCGAACAGAAGCGCAUCCCCGACCAUGUGGAAAUCGUGGUCAACAUAGAGGCCUCCCCCCGGUUGCUUCGCUCGGAGGGAUCCCCCGACCUGCCCCCGGUUCUCAGUUACUGUUCGACGGCGGACCACUACGAUCUGAUUGGCGUGGGGUAUCAGUACCACCGGUGUCUCAUGAAAGAAGAGUACGCCAACGACGAGAUGUGUAAAAAACAACGGUGGAACCCGGAAGCGAUCCGGAAAGAGCACCCCUGGAAAAAGCGAAUGGAUACGGCGCUGUGGCGUGGGUCUCCAACGGGCGGGUUGUACCGGAUUGAAGACUGGAAGGAGAAGCCGCGGAGCCGGCUCGUGAUUAUGUCCAAAACCUAUCCCGACGUGCUGGACGCUAUGUUCACGCCGUGCUCCGAUGGGCAGUGCACGAAGGACGGCGCAGCUGCGAUUGGCGAGGAGCUGGGUUACGCUGACCGGCUGGCUAAUUUCACGGACUACGUGCAUCACAAGUACCUGGUGGACAUCGACGGGGAAUCGUGGAGCUCGCGCUUCUUCCAACUGCUCGCGUCGGGGGCGACCAUUUUCAAGCAGUCCACCCACUACCGCGAGUUUUCCGACUUCUUCUUCGAAGCGGGGAAGCACUACGAGCGGUACGCCAAGGAUCUCGGCGACCUGCUCCCUCUGCUCCAGGGGGCGGAGGGUCGCCAAGAAGAGCUCCGGGCCAUGGGCGAGCGGUCCCUCGGGCUGGUCGAGCAGCUGGUCAAGGAUGACGUCGUCCUAGAGUAUCUGGGCAUGUUGCUGACGUCAUACACGGAGCUGUUUGCGGAGGAGGGGGGCGCGAGCGACAGCUGAGGCUGUCGGCCCAAGACGUCAUCGUUGUCAAAGGGCGGAAUGCGAGGGCGGAAUGCGAGACCGGAAUGUGCUUGGCGGAUGCUGGGGGUUUGCGUGGGGUCAGCAGGGCAGCCUGGAAAACGUAUAGGGCCAUCGAACGCAUCUAAGCAUGAACUUAAAAGUCAGUACCCUAGAAGCCUCUGUAAGCUAACCACCUUACUAUGAAUCGCUAACGUGUUGACGCUUGCUGUUGAAGAGUCGAAGUCCUUGUCGCGUGCUUGCAGGGCACUUACCGAACUUAGAUAUAGACUGCCGUUAAAGUCGUCGACUGUUAUCCGUAGUGGAUAUGUGACUCGGCUAAGAUAGGACAUGUUCAGUAGAAGGACCAAACCCUCGCAGGCGUACGCUAUCCUGGAAUCUGCUUAAGUAAUAUCGAGACCCGCAAGGACGUGCGUACUAGGGAUGUGUAUGCAAUUGGUGUGGAGCGUUGCGGAA
Messenger RNA from Klebsormidium nitens, 3195 nucleotides. The record is from the annotation of a GenBank genome assembly. NCBI's taxonomy places the organism in Eukaryota, Viridiplantae, Streptophyta, Klebsormidiophyceae, Klebsormidiales, Klebsormidiaceae.